Molecule: messenger RNA, 792 nt
Organism: Peronospora farinosa
Lineage: Eukaryota; Oomycota; Peronosporomycetes; Peronosporales; Peronosporaceae
Source: the annotation of a GenBank genome assembly
AUGUUCCAGCUUACCGACUCGAUGCUACGCGGUGUCAUGCACCACCGUGCACAAUUUCCUCUAGAGCUGUGCCAUCCACCGACCUUUGAGCCCAGGAAGCUUUCGCUAGUCUUCCCGACAUUCGAGUCGGACACCACCAGUGUCACCUCCACGACGCCCAGCGACACCUCCUCCUCAGUCUCCACACCGGUGCAGCGUGAGCGCAUGAGUCUCAGCUUCAUCACGAAUCCGGUGCACCACACUCCCUUUAUAAGUGUCCCGCACACCGGAAACGUCGUUUGCUCCAAGAAGAACUGCUAUCGCUCGGCCAACAGCCGCUUCGGUGCGUUCUGCGAGUUCCACAAACCCAGUCGGCUCUGCAAAGUGCCCGAUUGCCGCAAGUGUGCCAAGACUGGAGGAUUUUGUAUCUCGCACGGUGGCGGGCGACGGUGUCGUCACGAUGGCUGCAUCAAGAGCGCCAAGGAAGGUGGCUACUGUAUCGCCCAUGGGGGCGGCAAGCGCUGCCGUGAAAAAGGGUGUUCCAAAUCUGCACUGGCUGGCGGACUGUGCUCCGCGCACGGUGGUGGCAAGCGCUGCAGCAAGCUCACGUGCUCCAAGACAGCGCUAAAAGGUGGCCUCUGUAUUGCCCAUGGUGGUGGCAGGAGGUGUGAAGUCAUUACGUGUUCCAAGAGCGCCGUGGGCGGCCACCUCUGCGUCUCUCACGGCGGCGGACGCCGCUGUCGAGAAGAAGGCUGCGAAAAGGGUGCUGUACGUCGUGGAGUGUGCAUUCGUCACGGGGCGCGGCAAGACUAA